CAAAGAGACCUUUCCUACAGUUCAAGUCCGAAUUUAGCAGAACUGUAAUAAUCCAAUUCCCAACGCCCUUCCACGCCAUCGGAACGAAUCUUCGAAUCAAUCAAUAUGGACGCCGAACAAGCCCAAGUCGACAUCUCGAAGCUCAGCGAUGCGGACAAGAAAGAAUUGAACCAGAUUCUGACCAACGAAGCGCAAAAGUCUAGUAUCCAGCAGACUGUUCAUCACCUUGCCGACGUUUGCUGGAAGAAAUGCGUUACUGGGAAGAUCACCGCUGGUCGUCUGGACAAGUCCGAAGAGAGCUGUGCACAGAACUGUGUUGAGAGAUGGAUGGAUACAAACCUGGCGGUCCUGAAGCACCUGGAGACGCUUCGUGGCCAGUGAGUUAGUCAUGUAUAAUAGAUAUCAAUUAGAAGUAGUUACAGCUAUAGCUGGAACUCGGGAAAAAUAAUUACAGAUAUUGGGAAGGG
Molecule: messenger RNA, 467 nt
Organism: Penicilliopsis zonata CBS 506.65
Lineage: Eukaryota; Fungi; Ascomycota; Eurotiomycetes; Eurotiales; Aspergillaceae
Exons: 2
Coding region: 106-381 (91 amino acids)
Source: RefSeq, a predicted model, not a curated record